Molecule: messenger RNA, 1479 nt
Organism: Cadophora gregata
Lineage: Eukaryota; Fungi; Ascomycota; Leotiomycetes; Helotiales; Ploettnerulaceae
Exons: 3
Coding region: 1-1479 (492 amino acids)
Biological process (GO): intracellular iron ion homeostasis
Source: RefSeq, a predicted model, not a curated record
AUGACACCAUCAGCAAUCAGCUCGCCUCGCGAAGGCAUUGAGACUUUCACCAAUGGAGUAUCAUCUCUCAACGGUCGAAUAUAUGGAACUCAUAUCAACGGCAAUACAAAUGGCCACACAGCAUCCACCAUACCACCCACCUCCUCAGAUGAAGUCCUCGACCUUCUUUGCGUAGGUUUCGGUCCAGCUUCACUAGCAAUAGCCAUAGCCCUCCACGACGCCAACAUAACCCCAGCCCCCAAAGCUCUCUUCCUCGAGAAACAACACCAGUUCGCAUGGCACGCAGGCAUGCAGCUCCCCGGAGCAAAAAUGCAGAUAUCAUUCUUGAAAGACCUGGCUACUCCUCGAGACCCCAGAUCGAAUUUUACGUUCUUGAAUUAUCUCUUUGAUCAGGGGAGACUGAAUCAGUUCAUCAACUUGGGUACUUUCCUCCCAUCUAGACUCGAGUAUGAGGACUAUCUUCGUUGGUGCGCCAAACACUUUGAGCGGGAGGGGAAGGUCGCUUAUGGGAUGGCUGUCGAGAGUGUUAAUAUUGCUGAGAAGAAUUCAAGGGGAAAAGUGGUAAGUUGGGACGUGACUGCUCGUUCAGAAGAUGGAAGUUUGGUUACGAGAAGAGCUCGCCAUGUUGUCAUUGCCGUUGGUGGACAACCUGUGAUUCCUCAAAAUUUGAGAGGUAUCAAGCAUGUCGCUCAUUCUUCACAAUUUGCCAACAUGAUCGGAAAAAUACAGGAGAGAGAAACUGGGAAGCAGCUACGCUUCGCUGUGAUUGGAAGUGGACAGAGUGCUGCUGAGAUCUUCAAUGAUCUGUGGUCGAGGUUCCCUGAAGCGAGUGUGAAACUCAUCAUCAAAGGCGCCAGUCUGAGACCCAGUGAUGAUAGUCCUUUCGUAAACGAAAUCUUCGAUCCCGACCGCGUAGACGGCAUCUACGCGCAACCCUCAUCUGAGCGAGCAGCAGCCCUCGCUCUCGACAGAGGUACCAACUACGGUGUAGUGCGACUUUCACUACUCGAGCACAUCUACGAGCAGUUGUAUAUGCAACGGCUCACCACAUCAUCCGAAUCCCAAUGGCGUGCUCGCAUCAUCCCCAAGCGGGCAGUGAUCUCAGCUACACAGUCGUCCAACUCCAGCGUUCUGCUGAAAGUAGCAGAUACCGCUGAGAGUAAACGAGUUGAUAUCGAAGACGAAGAGGUAGAGGUCGAUUACGUAUUUACUGCGACGGGAUAUGUGAGGGAUGCGCAUGAAGGGAUGUUAAGCGAGGUUAGGCAUUUGUUGCCUGCGAGUGGGAAAGGAGGGUGGGACGUUGGGAGGGAUUAUAGGAUUACGUUUGAGGAGGGGUGUGUAGACGAUAAGGCUGGUGUUUGGUUGCAGGGCUGUAAUGAGAAGACGCAUGGUUUGAGUGAUACUCUUCUUUCUAUAUUGGCGAUCAGAGGUGGAGAGUUGGUUGAAAGUAUAUUUGGGGAGGGUCAUGCCCGACCGUAA